AUGGGAGAAACUGGGGACGUAGUUGCUGACAGCCUGUAUAUUUACAAGCCUGAUAAAGUAGCACCUGUCGUUUUUGCGGUUCUAUUUGCUUUUUCAUCCGUUGGCCAUGCUUGGAAAUUGAAUGGACUUCACGCGUUUGUCGCCGUUCUUUUUACCGUUGGAUACGCCGUGAGGGAAGCGGGAGCCUUCUAUUAUAUCUACAACAAGCACGACGAGCGGAGUUUGAUUUUCUAUAUCACGAACCAGGUUCUCAUAUACAUUGGCCCGUGGGUUACUCUCGCCUCUCUUCCACAAAACGACGUCAGCCCACUGAGCGAACUCGGCAAUUAUCACAUUCUAGGCCGUAUAUUCAAUUACAUCCCGUGGCUGUCACCGUUUGCCCCCGAGAAAGUCUUCACCAUCUUUGGAUCCCUGAUGGGACUUGUCGAGGCUUUGAAUGGCCUGGGUGUUGCCUUCACCAGCAAUCCAACUGGAAACAAACAAGAAAUUGGCAAAAUCUUAGUUCUGGCUUCACUCGGAGUUCAACUAUGCGUGAUAAUUUCUUUCUUCGUCCUCGCCACACUGCUUUACGUACGCUACCGCAAGGCCAACAUCCCCAACAAGGCCAUCCCGACAGUGCUCAACACACUUUACAUUAGCAUGACUUUGAUUUUGAUCCGAAGCAUAUACCGUGUGGUUGAACACGCAGGUAACACAUCGAUGGACCUUGGAAACGAGCAUGAGCUUCAGUCGCUCAGUCCUAUCAUGCGAUAUGAGUGGUAUUUUUACGUCUUCGAGGCAACGACAAUGCUGCUUAACUCGAUACUAUGGAAUGUGUUCCACCCGGGCCGCUUUCUCCCAACGGACAAAUCUUUCCUAUCAGAAGAUGGUGUUACCGAGAUGAUUUUUCCCAAGGACUUGACCCAUCAAAGAUUGAGCUUGACUCAACUAGGUCGUUUGAUUAUGCAAAUUCUCACAUUCGGGCUAUGGAGUCAGAUUUUCCCCAACCGUCCACCGAAUCCCCCAGGAGCCCUCGAUGGGGCAUCAUUUCAGUCCAAUGCUUGA
Molecule: messenger RNA, 1044 nt
Organism: Penicillium brevicompactum
Lineage: Eukaryota; Fungi; Ascomycota; Eurotiomycetes; Eurotiales; Aspergillaceae
Product: putative RTA1 domain protein
Exons: 4
Coding region: 1-1044 (347 amino acids)
Cellular component (GO): membrane
Source: RefSeq, a predicted model, not a curated record